Rotaria sp. Silwood2 is the source of this 615-nucleotide messenger RNA. Lineage: Eukaryota; Metazoa; Rotifera; Eurotatoria; Philodinida; Philodinidae. The record is from the annotation of a GenBank genome assembly.
AUGGCAACUGAAACAGUUGAAACGUUUAAUCAGAUUCAUCAUGAUCAGUUUUAUACAGAAAAUAAUCAUUUAUAUUCUAAAAAAGGAAUUGAUUAUUUUGAACAAAAUGUUAUUAUAUAUCUCUGUCUGAUUAAAGCAUUAGCACAAAUUGCUAUAUUGUCUACAUCUCAAUCGAUUGCUCAACGAAUUCCAACUUCUUAUUUAACUCAUCGUCAAAUUCAAAAUGCAUUAAAUGAUAUGUGGGGAAAAAGUGCAUAUGUUGAUGAAGCAAAACGUAUUUUUAAAAAUAUGUCUCAACCUGAUCAGAUUGGAUAUACAGCAAUGAUUAAUUGUUAUGGUUUAAACGGUAUGGGUAAUGAAGCAGUAGAACUUUUUCGACAAAUGCCAACAAGUCUUAUCAAUGAUUUCACUUAUGUGUGCGUUUUAAAUGCAUGUUCACAUUCUGGAUUAGUUGAUGUAGCUCGUUCAAUCUUCAAUACUAUUCAAAUCAAAUCACCUAUAAUAUACACAACCAUGGUUGAUUGUUUUAGUCGUGCAGCUGCCUUUGAACAAGCAGAGAAAUUGAUUAACCAAUUCGAACGUGAUCAUGUUCCUGUAUUGCCCAUGCACAGUUAG